CUGGCUGUGUUGGUUCGUAAAACCAAGUGAUGUCAGCGAGUGGGAUAAGGGGCGGAUCUGGCGUGCCCAUGAACGAAACUCUUCAGCGUGUCUGAAAGAAUGCAACAUGGAUGAUGAAGUUUCCCAAAGUUGUGAUUAAGUAGCGGACAGUGGGGAAAUGGACAGAAGAAUAGAAGGAAAGCUUAGGAUCAGCCAGAAAGAGAAAGUGUCCAGUAAUAACACUACACAGUCGCCAUUGAAGACGGGUGUCGUGAUCCAGGACGACUCCCCACACGCUGCGCCCCCGCCCCAGAUCCGCAUUCUGAAGCGGCCCUCCAGUAACGGGUCGUUAGGGUCGCCCCAGGGCCAGAACCGGCCCGUGCCACAGGUCAAGUCCCUGGCCCAGCGGGAAGCGGAGUACGCUGAGGCCAGGAAGAGAAUACUGGGCAGUGCCAGCUCUGAAGAGUCGCCUCAGGAAAAGCCCAACACAGACCGACCAGGGCGUACAAAUUCUACCACACCUCCAGAGGACCGGUCAAACAAUCAUGCUGUCCGCCAACCAGCAGGCCCCGACGGCACUCAAGGCUUCUGCCAAAACAGAUAAGUGGAAGAGGGGCAAUCCUGCUAUCGGGAGAAAUGGAGAGGAAGAUGAAAUGUCUGGGCUCCAGGGGGUAUCACAGGGUUUUAAAACCAUUUCCUUCUAUUCCAUGGUAUGGGAUCAGCUGUGAAUCGGAAUGCAAAUGUCCUCCCCUCUCAUGGCUCCCACUGGUAAUGUGUGGGAUGGAUUAGAGGCUCUGUAGGAAGCAUGCUUUCUCCCCCUCUCCAUCCCACCCCCACUGUUUAACACUGUGAUAAAGGACAUCUUCUGCCUAUUGUGAUGAUCCCUUUAAGUACCCCACCCUACACCCACGUUGUCCAAGGAGUCCUCUCCUUCUCUCGUCAUGGGAAACCUAUGGGGCUAUUGCUUCUGUGGCUAAUUUGGUCAUCAGCCAUGGACACUUCCAUAUGGAAAUACUGAGAGCAGAGGAUGCUUAACAGAAGAGUAGUGACCGAAGCAAAGCAAAAUGAGGGAUGGUAGUACAGUGCCUUCAAAAGUAUUCAUACCACCUGACUUAUUCCACAUUUUGUAUUAAAUGUAAUUUUUUUUCUCAUCUGUCUACACAUGAUACCCAAUAAUGACAAAGUGAAAACAUGUCAUUUCAUAAGUAUUGAAUGAAAUAUCUAAUUUACAUCAGUAUUCACACCCCUGAGUCAAUACUUUGUGGAAGUACCUUUGGCAGCGAUUACAGCUGUGUCUUUUUGCGUAAGUCUCUAAAAGCUUUCCGCACCUGGGUUGUGCAACAUUUGCCCAUUUAAUUAUUUUCCAAUUCUUCAAGCUCUGUCAUUGCUAGACAACCAUUUUCAGGUCUUGUCAUAGAUUUUCAAGUAGACUUCAAUUGUAACUUGGCCACUCAGGGGCAUUCACUGUCUUCUUGGUAAGCAACUCCAGUGUAGAUUUGGCCUUAUAUUUUAGGUUAUUGUCCUGCUGAAAGGUGAAUUAAUCUGUGUCUGGUGGAAAGCAGACAACCAGGUUUUCCUCUGGGAUUUUGCCUGUACUUAGCUCCAUUCCAUACAUUUUUUGUUGUUGUUAUCCUAUAAAACUCCCCAGGUGUUAACCAUUACAAGCAUACCAUCGUAUGAUGCAGCCACCACUAUGCUUGAAAAUAUGGGGAAUGCUACUCAAUAAUGUAUUGGAUUUUUCCAAACAUAACUUUGUCCUGAAUAAAAAGUAUAAAUUGUUUUUAAAUAUUCUGUACAGGUUUCCUUUUCACUCUCAAUUAGGUUAGUAUUGUGGAGUAACUACAGUGUUGUUGAUCCAUCCUCAGUUUUCUCCUAUCACAGCCAUUAUACUCAGUAACUGUUUUAAAGUCACAAUUGGCAUCAUGGUGAAAUUCCUGCGUGGGUUCCUUCCUCUCUGGCAACUGAGUUUGGAAGGCUGUCAGUCUUUUUGUAGAGACUGGGUGUAUUGAUACACCAUCUGAAGUGUAAUUAACUUCACCAUACUCAAAGGGAUAUUCAAUGUCUGCUUUUUUUUUACCCAUCUACCAAUUGGUAGCAUUCUUUGCAAGGCAUUGGAAAACCUUGGUCUUUGGUUGAAUCUGUCUUCGAAAUUCACUGAUCAACUGCGGGGACCUCACAGAUAAUUGUAUGUGGGGUACAGAGAUGAGGUAGUCGUUCAAGUAUCAUGUUAUACACUUAUUGCACACAGUGAGUCCAUGCAACUUAUGUGAGUUGUUUAGCAAAUUUCUACUCCUGAACUUAUUUAGGCCUGCCUUAAAGGGGUUGAAUACUUAUUGACUGACUCAACAUUUCAGCUUUUCAUUAUUACGUAACAUAAUUCCUAUUUGACAUUAUGGGGUAUUGUCUGUGUGUAGGCCAGUGGCAAAUCUAAAUUUUAAAUGUAGCUUCUAACACAACAAUGUGGGGGAAAGUCGAGGGGUGUGAAUACUUUUUGAAGGCACUAUACCUGUUACCAGCUUCACCCAGCAAUAAUUCUAGAGAUACCAUUCAAUUCCCCCUUACUCCACAGCCCUCAUCUCAUGUUUUUUGUUGUCAAUAUUCCACUUAUAUUUUGAUUAUUGAUGAUCAAAUCUGUACAUUGCCAUUAGUUUUCAAUGGAGGGUGAUGUGUGGAAGUUGAGUUCUGAUAACUUCUGUUUACGGUUGUCUUUUUAAAAAUUUCGCUUGGGAUGGGAAAUAAAUGUACUGCUGUACCCUUUACUGCCCCUCCAUAUCUACUGUCAACUGUAUGUUCAUUUCUUUUAAUGUACUUCACUGAAGUAGUAACUCAGGUGCUGAUGAGAGACAGUCUUUGACAUUUCAAUCUUAGGGAGGGAUUGAGUGCAAAAAAAGGUGAUGUUCAUAAUAAUACCUGAGUUAGCACCUACUUUCAAAACUGAUAAUGUUGCACCGAUGUGUUCAACAAAUGUAUGUUUGGAAUGAAAGGAAUCUGAGUCAGUCCAAGUCUGCCAGGUGGUUAGCCUAUGGCCCCUUCAGUAUGCCAUGGUAUUUGAAUGGAGGAAUAUCACUACGCUACUCCAAAGAACCCAGUGGAGUCCAGGGCCCUCUAGCAGCCAUGUUACUGCUUCAGAUAGAAAUGUGCAAAAUGGACAUUGGUAGUCACUUAACUAUGAACCGUUCAUCUGGAGUGUUCGGUUACAUUGCUUCCCCACUGACUUAAGUUUUCACCUGAUGUCAUAUUAGUGAGGAGGUUUUGGUUGUGUAAACUGAAUAUGCUAAAGGUUAAACCCUGGAUACUGUAAGGGAUUCCUGAAAGUCUGUCUGCACCAACCCAACUAGCGGGGGGAGGCAGAGGAUCAACAUGGUUUGUGAAGCUCUGAGUGAGAACACAAAAAGGCCUGUAAAUAUUGAUUGAAUAAAAAUGAUUUGUAAAAUAA
Messenger RNA from Oncorhynchus masou masou (cherry salmon), 3415 nucleotides. Its product is annotated as SUZ domain-containing protein 1-like. The record is from RefSeq and is a predicted model, not a curated record. The transcript has 4 exons. Bases 158 to 583 code for a protein of 141 amino acids. Lineage: Eukaryota; Metazoa; Chordata; Actinopteri; Salmoniformes; Salmonidae.